Salpingoeca rosetta is the source of this 4216-nucleotide messenger RNA. RefSeq lists its product as uncharacterized. The record is from RefSeq and is a predicted model, not a curated record. Gene Ontology annotation, molecular function: DNA polymerase binding. Bases 74 to 4171 code for a protein of 1365 amino acids. Gene Ontology annotation, biological process: DNA repair. The transcript is spliced from 32 exons. Lineage: Eukaryota; Choanoflagellata; Craspedida; Salpingoecidae.
CGUUUGCGCGGGCAAAAUACAAACGCAAGGAAAGGAAGGACACUGGUUGGAACGUGUUUGUGCAGCAGCAAAGAUGGUGGUGGAAGCACGGCGACGUCGGCGCGAGGAUGACGAUGAUGAUGACGAUAAUGAUUGUGGCGGGCAGACUGAACAACAGCAGGUGGUAGAAGGUGAGGAGGAGCAUGAAGGUGGGGAAGACGAGGAAGACGAUGAAGAUGAAGAAAAAGGUGGCACAUUGCAGGAAGACGAGGAGGACACGGAGGCGAUGCCUGCGGUGGACACUGCCGAUGACGGUGAUGGUGGCGCUGCUGCUGCUGCUGCUGAAGAAGAAGAAGAAGCAGAAGAAGAAGAAGGUGUGCAGGGGCGAAAGCACCACCGGUUGACGCAGCGGGGUCGUGGGCCAGAGAACGUUGAAGUCGUUGGAGACUUUGCCACCUUGAAGAAGAGAACGCGCGAUAUGCUUCGCACAGGACACAAGGCCAGCCCUCUUCUUCGCCCCAUCUUCAGCCAAGACAACGCCGCCUUUGACGAAUCACCGCGCGGGGACUCGUUUCGGGAGAGCGUUUGCUUGUUUCUGAUGCAGCUGAUUGAGGACCCUGGGCUGCACGCGACGCUGUGCUCGGACCUGCUGGACGUGCUGAUGGUGGGCGUGGACUCGCUCAGCGGCGACGGGUUGGUGGCCGUGUGCACGCAAAUCCUGCGCGCCGUCAAGGCAGCCAACGGGAACGAAAUCACCCAAAACUCGACCACGGCGACGCCCAUGUCCCCCAACAACAAGCCGUCGCCGUCCAAGCGCAGGGGCACGCAGCCGCGCACGGGCACGGGCAAGGUGUUUGAGCUCAUGCCCAAGGCGCUGUCUCGCCUGGAGACGCUGGACGCCAUCACGGGCGAGCUGGACACGGGCAACGCGUUCAAGUCGUUCUUCCUGAACCGGCUGUGCAACAUGCCGUGGCCACCGCAGCACGUGCUGCCGAUUGCCGACGCCUUCAAGACGGUCAACUUUGACGCGGACCAGUUCAAGUUUGCCGCUGCCAAGCUGGUGCGGUCGCUGCACGAUGUGGCCACGGAGGAGGUGCCACCGCUCGUGUACCAGCUCCUGUUGCUCUCUGCCAAGGGCCAGCGCGCCGUCAUUCUGCAGGGGGUGCUUGCGUUUUGUGCGGCGCAGUCGUCAGCGGCGGUGCAGGCGCCGACGGCUGCGCUUCGCCACGCCCUCACUCAGGCCCAAGGCACCGUCCUCAUGCACAUCUCCUUUGCCGUCAAGCAGGACCAGGACCUUGGACGAGAGCUGUUGAAACUGAUCAAGGCGGAGGCAAGCGUGUCACCGUUUACUGUUGCCGCUGCCCUCUGUCUUCUCACCGUUCCCCGGUUUGAACAGACCGUGCAGUCCGUAUUCAUGAACAUGACCACGAAGCACGCUGCGACGCAGGACCGCCUGUGUCGUGCCGUCUGGCUCGCGCCAUUCUGCAAGCAGAGCCUUGAUCCACUCCGCACUUUCAAGACUGUGGUCAACGGGACCGCCAACGGCUGGGACUACAUCACCGCCCCGCUGCUGCGCCUCUGCUUCUACUUCCUCGACUCUGUCAAGAGCGCGGGUGUGAGUGUGGGUGUGAGCAGCGCUGUUGCCUCCACGGCACAAGCCGCUGUCACGGCCACAGCCACGACUGUGUCGGCAGCAGCUGCAUCAACAUCAACAGCCAUGCCUGCGUCCCUGCUGUCUUCAAAGGGGAGAGUGGGCGACCAGUUGCGUGCAGAUAUUGCGUCAGCUGUCAUUUCAAAGGCGUUUGGAAUGCAUUCGUCCGCGCGAUCGUAUGUGAUUGACGAAAUGAUUUCCCGCAUCAUCACGCGUUCCUCCCCAAACAUCAACGGCUACCUCGCCCUCUUCUCCAGGCUCAUUCGUGCGCACGUGCACGAUUUCGGCGAUUUCACGGAAAAGCUGCGGGAUGUGCUCGACUAUCUCGUGUUUCUUCCCUCGGACCAGAGCACAGCCAUUCUGCAGGCGCUGCUACCGCUUGUGACGACGACGGAGCGGCUGAAGGAGGCGUGUAUCUUGGUGCUGCGCAAAGCGCUCUUCAACCGCUGCAUCGACGCCCGCAUGACAGCCGUCCGCGGAUUCCUCCUCCUGCUCCAAUCGUUCCACGAUCCCAUUCUGUGCACAGAGAUUACCACAUCGCUGCGCCGCUGCUUCUCGCAGCAGCUCGCUGUUCGCCAGCUUCUCUACCAGGUGAGCGCCGCCACUGCGUGCGCAUCGCCCUCCACCGCCCCCGCCAUCGCCGACCUCCUCGACAACCAGCGUGUUCGUCUGCUGCGUCAGACGGACGGCGAGUCCGGUCCCCCGUUUAUCAUGGCGUCCAUUGUCAACGACAAGGCAGACGCGAAUCACCAAACGGACUCCAUUGGCGGUCUCAUCAACGCGCUACAUACCCUCUCCACCAUCAAAGAGGUGUCGGAGACACACCUGUCGUCGUUCCUGUCGCAGUUUGUGGCGAAGAUGCUGAAGAGCGAUCUGGAGGACUUUGAAAUCGACAAAGCCGCAGAUUUUAGCGACGCCAGCAGUGGUCCCAGUGCACGGAACACGGCUGCCGCGCAUGCGCUGAUUGAGUGUUAUGACGCGUGCAUCAACAUUGUCGUUCAGAACGAGUUUACGCUCGAGCGCUGCCAGCACAUUGUCACCCUCCUCAGAAAGCGACAGACGGUGUGUGAUUUGCUGAAGGAAGGCAACCGCAAGCGAAAGGCGACAGACCGCUGCCUUAUCUCCAUGCAGACGCUCUCUCGUGUCUUCUCGUUUAUCCUCAUCAACACAGACCCAGACGACGCGGCGCCGCAAGCAAUCCUGACAAGCAAAGUCUUCCCCAUGCAGUUCUUCCUUUACGCAUCUGCACAUCUUUUGUCACAGAAUGCAAAGAGUGCAGACGCCGUGCAGAUUGUUAGCAUGCUGCUGCGAGAGAGCGCGCGCUCGCUCGCGUCAUCACCGCUGGCCAAGCUGUAUGACGACAAGAAGAACAAGGUGACUAUAGCGAGUAUACCAGCUCUUGUGGAGAUUUGCUCUCUGAUUGUGUCCAAGUAUUCACAGGGCUCCGUCACGCUUGCCGCCAAGCUGCAUGCAUUUCUCUCAAACCUGUGCGAAACAGGAGACACAAUGGAGGACUCUUCCAUUGUUAAGGCCGUGUGCCAGCAGCUGCUUGAAGCGGACAACUAUGGCGAUGUCGCAUUCAAGCUGACGCUGGAUGCACAACAGCACCUGGGGUUCAUGCGCCUUGAUGAGGCGGAGGAUGAUGAACAAGCAACGCUGCACUAUCACAUCGUCUCAAAGCGCGUGUGCGAAACAGCCGUCAUCCCCGUCCUCCUCGCAGACGACUGCGAUCGGCGGUUGGCAGACAUCAACUUUGCCAUCGAUCAGUACACGUUGCUCCUCAAGUCCAACGCAGCGAUGGAUGUGAAUACGGAUGAAUCGCAGCCCGAGCUGCCGUGCGAGGAUCCCUUGUACGAACGCCUUCUUCGCAUCACAAAGACCAUCAAGGAAAUGUUGCGGACCGUGUUUGAAGGCCGCGCAACGUGGCUGCGGUUCUUCAAGACAACGCGGAAUCUAUAUGACACGCUCUCCAACGCCUGCAGAGCAGUGCUCCUCUUCUUCCAAACACACAAAGACACGCGUGUACCAAAGCUCUUCCAGCGUAUUGUGCACUUCUGCUCAAAGCACAUGUCACCGCAAGUGUACAUCACCAUCAACUUUGUGAACGAGGAAGAAAAAGAGGAAAAACCGAGAAAGCGCAAAGGUCCUUCUGCUGCGGACAAGCUGAUUCCAAACGUCGUCUACGCGCUCGAGAUUUACGAGAAAUUCGUCAUUCGGAUUGAGAAGAAGGCGCAUCUGAAUCUGCUGAAGCACAUGAAGCGCAGCACGGCACGCGACUUUCGCAUUUCAGCACAGACCAUGCAAGACAUCAUCUCCAAUGCAACAGCCGAUGAUGAUGAGGAUGAGGAUGAGGGUGCAGCCGAAGACGACGCUGGCGACGAAGGAGAGGAGGAGGAAGACGACGACGACGAUGGUGAUGAUGAGCCUGCAGGCAAAGAAAACACACAACGCGGCAAACGCACGAGCAAAGGCAUUGCAAAGCGCAAACCAACGACAAACCGGGGGCCGGCCUCCAAGACGGCCAAGCGCAACGCACGUUGAUGUUCGAUGUUCGCUUUUCCUUUCUCUCCCCCCCCCCCCCACCUC